This is a messenger RNA of Fusarium odoratissimum NRRL 54006, 1154 nucleotides long. RefSeq lists its product as uncharacterized. The record is from RefSeq and is a predicted model, not a curated record. The transcript is spliced from 2 exons. Lineage: Eukaryota; Fungi; Ascomycota; Sordariomycetes; Hypocreales; Nectriaceae. Bases 664 to 822 code for a protein of 52 amino acids.
CCUGCGGCUUCUGUGCAAUCAAGAACCAGUAAAGGGGGUGAUCAUUUGCAGUAUGUCUAAAGCUGCCUCUUCUAUGGUCGUUUCGAGCGCUGACAACUGAGAAAGAGAUGAUUACCUAGCGGCUGUUCAGCCGUUGAAGAACAAGUAUCUCGACUGGCUGUGAAUUUCCGUUACAGAUGAUCCAAGAUGGAAGCGAGCCGCUAAAAUAGUGCUGAGCUUUCCUGAUGCUGAUCUGUCCCCUGAUUAGACUUGAAACGCAUGAUCGCCAAACUCAUGUACUCAGAGUAAGACGAGAGCCUGUCGAGAGAUAUUGUUCUGACGAAUUGGAGGUAGCUUGAACUGUCCGGCAGCCGUUAUUGAGAGUCUCGACAUGGCUCAGGUCAAAGCGCGGAUCCAUACGUUGCUGAUGACCAUCGAGCUCUAGUUUUCCAACCUUGUCCUGACCAUGCCCUCUAUCAUCUCCCAGACUUUGCUUUUUCUUCACAGACGGGGCUAGAAAGAUAAUUUAGCGAGACAUUAGGACGCGUACUGCUCUUAGAACCUUUGACCUGGCGAGUAUAAGAGGGGCGUAGAGUAGCAAGCCAAAUUAUCGUCUAUCACAGUCAGUACCCAUCGGAUUAAUACAUUUCGUUCUCUUUCCAUAACUCAGUUCCGUAUCCACAAAUGGCCCCAUCAAAGAGUCCUAGUCCCGUGGACGCCAUGAUUGUCAACAUCCCUCAGGAACUCGAGCCCAAGGGCCCCAGUGGUACUGUUAUUAUACCAAAAAGUCAGUCCAAGAACAAGAAAGCCGCCGCCUCUGGCGAAGCCAACUCCAAGGCCUGAUUUUGCAACCAAAUCCAUCGAAUCAACACACAAGACCACCCUUUGGGUAUUGAGCUACGGAUGAUGGUCAAGAAGCACGAACAAAAUAUGCACGGUAAAAUAUACGAAUGGUCAUGAACUGUAAAGUUCGAAGCAUCAUGGUUGUCAAAGAUUGCAGCAAAGGAAUUCAUGGCUCUGAGAACAAAUUCAAAAGCUGUGGUUAUUCAGGUAGCACCAGGACUUUGACGGGGAUAUAAUUUCGAUUCAUUUAAUGAUUUUACAUUAUUUAGAUAGGAUAAUAGGCACUUUAUUGGAACAUCGAAACAUUGAAAAUCCUGAAGGAUAAAAGUGCC